Molecule: messenger RNA, 291 nt
Organism: Gongylonema pulchrum
Lineage: Eukaryota; Metazoa; Nematoda; Chromadorea; Rhabditida; Gongylonematidae
Source: the annotation of a GenBank genome assembly
AUGGCUGAAAAGUUGAUGAUUGCCAGUGGCGAUGAGAAUGCCAAACUCAUCACGCUGCAUCAUUUUGCAAAGCAGAAUUUACGGGACGAUGUCAAUUUUUCGUUUUGGGAAUGGUUCUUUGCAAUCAUGCAACUCAUCAAGCACAAACUUCUUAAGUUCUGGGAUGAAGUCUAUCGAUGUCAGUCUCUUGUCACCGAUGAGCUAGACAGCUUGUAUGUAUUGCAUUUUUAUACUCAAGAAUUGCAUGGUGUUGAUGAAGCGCACGCUACAUAUCGUCUUAUUUUCAAGUAG